Messenger RNA from Necator americanus (New World hookworm), 231 nucleotides. RefSeq lists its product as uncharacterized. The record is from RefSeq and is a predicted model, not a curated record. NCBI's taxonomy places the organism in Eukaryota, Metazoa, Nematoda, Chromadorea, Rhabditida, Ancylostomatidae. Bases 1 to 231 code for a protein of 76 amino acids. The transcript is spliced from 2 exons.
AUGAACGGGUCCUUGUCGGCGAUAAUCGUUCGUGUUCUUCUCCUUUGCGCGCUAGUGGCUCUCUCCAGCGGAUACUAUCUGGCGUACAAACCGUCAAAAAAUGGUUUGCUACCAAUAAAGAAGUCCCAAAUCGGAGGUUUGGUCGGAUCACGGAAUUGCUACUUCUCGCCCGUCAGCUGCGUUAUCACACGCGAUGUAUCCGCGUAUAGAAAACUCGCAGGUCCAAGCUAG